Molecule: messenger RNA, 1959 nt
Organism: Sarcophilus harrisii (Tasmanian devil)
Lineage: Eukaryota; Metazoa; Chordata; Mammalia; Dasyuromorphia; Dasyuridae
Product: immunoglobulin superfamily member 1-like
Exons: 12
Coding region: 1-1917 (638 amino acids)
Cellular component (GO): plasma membrane
Source: RefSeq, a predicted model, not a curated record
AUGGACUCCACAGUGACUUUCCUGAUCUCCAUUGGACUGUGCCUGCACUGGGAGAUUACAGCAGAGAUGGAUGCCCUUUUCAGGCCGACCCUUUGGGCUGACCCAAGCCCUGUGGUACCGGAGGGAGGGAAUGUGAUCCUCAGGUGCCAGGGAGGACUGGAGAGUGACAGAUUCCAGCUCUGGAAGGAUGGAGAACUCAGAGCGGAGAGAAAUGACUCGUGGUCACAGGCAGACUUUGUGCUCAAGAAAGUGAAUUCCAUCAAAGAUGCGAGAAGCUACAGGUGCCGCUCUGGGCAGGGACCCUUGUGGUCAGAGCUCAGUGACUCCCUGAUCCUUGUGGUGACAGCAGGCCUCCCCACACCCAGCAUUUUGUCUUCACAUGGCUUCCCAGUAUCUCCAGCAACAACAGUGACAUUCUGGUGCCAAAUGCCAUCACUGUCAUCCUCUCACGACUACAUUUUUGCCCUCCUGGAGGCAAAGAGCCUGGAGCCCUUGCAGCUGCAAAGUCCUGCAGAGAGCCAAGCUGCUUUCUCACUUCCAUAUGUGAAGGCUGAGGACUCUGGGAGCUACAGCUGUAUUUACUACAGGAAGACACCCCCCUACAGAGGGUCGAAUCCCAGCCUGGCUCUGGAGCUGACUGUGUCUGGACCACUCCCCAAGCCUACACUCUGGGCCAAAGCUGACCUUGUGGUGGCCCCAGGGACCAACAGCACUCUGUGGUGCUCAAGACCCAGGCUGUCUUCUCUUAAGGAAGUGACUUUCACUCUGCAGAAGGCUGGGACCCCGGGGCCCUUACAGCAGCAGCCCUCAGCAGAUCUCUGGACAGACUUCUCCCUUCCUUCGGUGACACCUGGGGACACUGGGAGCUACAGCUGUACUUACAAGGACAGGACAGCCUCUGGUAGAGAAUCAGUGCCCAGUGAUGCCCUGGAGCUGGUGGUGCCAGGAUCUCUGCCCAAGCCUUCCCUCUCAGCCCUCCCAAACCUGGUGGUGGAGCCUGGGCAGCAUGUGACUCUCCAGUGCAGGCAGCCCCCUCGGUCAGCAUUCUGGAGAGCGACAUUUGCUCUGCUGAAGGUGGGCAGCCCUCAGCCCCUGCAGAGCCAGAGCCCAACUGGGACCUCUGCUGUCUUCCCCUUCCUCUCUGUGAGAGCCCAGGAUACUGGCAACUACACCUGUGUCUACUAUGGGAGGAUGGCUCCAUACCAAGUGUCUGAGCCCAGUGAGGUUCUAGAGAUCCAGGUGACAGAUCAUCUCCCCAAGCCUUCCCUCUCUGCCUCACCUGGACAAGAGGUGGUCUCAGGAACCAAUGUGACCCUCCUUUGCUGGGGACCUUCAUGGGCUACAAGGUUUAUUCUGUACAAGGAGGGAGUUGAGGAAAUCCCACAUAGCAUGGAAGCCCAUGAAGAUCGGGGCCAGUUCCUCUUGAGUCAUGUGACCCCCAAGCACUCUGGCAAUUACAGCUGCAGCUAUCAGCUGGGCACCAAUAAAAGUCUCUGGAAACAACGUAGUGAUGCCAUGGAGCUUCUAGUAAGAGAUCCCAGUAACAACUUCAUCAUCAUCCUCCUCAGCUGUGUUUCCUUUCUUCUCCUCCUCCUCUGCCUUCUCCUGUUUGCAUUCCUCUGCCAUGGAUCCAUUCCUAUGGGGUUUUUGUGGGGAUGCAGCCUUCAGAGCUGUUUUUGUUGCUCUUGCCUUACUUGGAGGACCUGCCUGCCUCAUCAUCCUGAGGCACCCAGAGAUGAAAGCCCAUAUUCAGAAAUUGCCAAGGACAGAACAGGGGAACUAUUCGUCCCCAGGGCUGAAGGCCCACAGGAAGUAACAUACAGUCAGCUGAAUUUAAGAACCUUGAAUAAAAAAAAAGGGGCUGCUAAAGAGAUACCCACAGAACCUAUAAUCUAUGACGCUGUAUAUUUAGACUAAAGAUUUGGGAAUCUAUCUAACAAAGGAAAGUCAGGAAUUAUA